Molecule: messenger RNA, 1353 nt
Organism: Miscanthus lutarioriparius
Lineage: Eukaryota; Viridiplantae; Streptophyta; Magnoliopsida; Poales; Poaceae
Source: the annotation of a GenBank genome assembly
AUGGUCGCCCAAGCUCUCGUCGUCGUCUCCGCGUUGCUGGCCGCCGCCGUCGCCGUCGCCGCCGCAGAGUAUGUCCGGCCGCCGCCAGGGCGGAUCAUCCUCACGGAGCACACCGAGCCCGCCGACCAUCCUCAGCAGGCCCAUGUAUCGGCCGUCGGGGAGAGGCACGUGAGGGUGUCGUGGGUCACCGACGACAAGCACGCGCAGUCCGUGGUGGAGUACGGCAAGGCCUCCCGGAACUACACCAUGUCGGCCACCGGCGACCACACAUCGUACCGCUACUUCCUCUACUCCUCCGGCAAGAUCCACCACGUCACCAUCGGCCCGCUGGAGCCCAGCACCGUGUACUACUACCGGUGCGGCGAGGCCGGAAGAGAGUUCAGCCUCAGGACCCCGCCGGCCGCGCUGCCUAUCGAGCUCGCCCUCGUCGGCGACCUGGGGCAGACCGAAUGGACGGCGUCGACGCUGGCGCACGCCAGCAAGACGGACUACGACAUGCUGCUGGUGCCGGGCGACCUGUCGUACGCCGACACGCAGCAGCCUCUGUGGGACUCGUUCGGGCGGUUCGUGCAGCGGCACGCGUGCCGGCGGCCGUGGAUGGUCACGCAGGGCAACCACGAGGUGGAGGCGCCGCCCCUGCACCCCGUCCCGGCCUCGCCGCCCCCGUUCGCCGCCUACGGCGCGCGGUGGCGGAUGCCGCACGAGGAGAGCGGGUCGCCGUCCAACCUCUACUACUCCUUCGACGCGGCGGGGCGCGCCGUGCACGUCGUGAUGCUGGGCUCGUACGCGCCCUUCGACGCCAGCUCGGACCAGUACCGGUGGCUGGCGAGGGACCUCGCUGCCGUGGACCGCCGCGCCACGCCCUGGCUCGUGGUGCUGCUGCACGCGCCCUGGUACAACACCAACGCCGCGCAUCAGGGCGAGGGCGAGGCCAUGAGGAAGGCCAUGGAGCGGCUGCUCUUCGAGGCGCGCGUCGACGUCGUCUUCGCUGGCCACGUUCAUGCCUAUGAACGCUUCGUGAGUGUCUCUUUGUUCCCAUCAGUUCAUGGCGAAUCUAUUGGCUGUCCGAUGACACGUACUCGUUCCAAUUCGCAUUGCUGUCGUCGCAGACAAGGCUUUGAGAAGAACCACAGGCUGGCGCCAUUGUCGAUGAUGAGGGAAGCGAGCUUCGGGCACGGGCGGCUGAGGGUGGUCAACGCGACCUCGGCGCACUGGUCGUGGCACCGCAACGACGACGCGGACUCCGUGGUUCGCGACGAGCUCUGGCUGGAGAACCUGGCCGCCAAUGCCUCGUGCCGGCAGCGGCAGCACGACGAGCCCACCGCCGUCAAUUCACGGGACGAUGAGUUGUAG